GAGUAAUCAAAGUUUAGAUGAGUUUUGACGACGAAAGCAGUGCCGGUAGCUUUUGUAAUCCUUCUUGUUUCAAGCUGAAAUUCUUGCUGUUUGAUCGUAAAACUUUGCAGAAUAAGUCCAGUAUCGAAAGUCAUUCAACAAUGGCACCCACAGUACCAGCUGGAGAUGCUGAUAAAUACGACUACGAUUUAGUAGUAAUUGGAGGUGGUUCCGGUGGAUUAGCUUGUGCCAAAGAAGCCGCCGCUCAUGGCAAAAAAGUCAUCUGUUACGAUUACGUCACUCCGAGCCCUUUGGGUACCACUUGGGGUCUAGGAGGUACCUGCGUAAAUGUCGGAUGUAUACCUAAAAAAUUAAUGCACCAGGCUGCCUUAUUGGGUGAAGCUGUGAAACACGCCGAAGCUUUCGGUUGGCAAAUUGAUUCAUCCAAUAUUAAAAUCGAUUGGGGCAAGCUCGUUCAAGCUGUUCAAGAUCAUAUUAAAUCGGUCAACUGGACUACGAAAGUUUCGCUUAAAGAAAAUAAAGUGAAGUACGAGAAUGCUCAAGCUAAGUUUAAAGAUGAACAUACGAUCGUGGCUAGAAAAAAGAAUGGGUCCGAGAGCACGGUUACUGCUGAAAAUAUAGUUAUUGCUGUCGGAGGUAGACCUAUUUACCCAGAAUUCCCCGGUGCUAUCGAAUAUUGUAUUACUAGCGAUGAUAUCUUCUCGCUGCAAACACCUCCUGGUAAAACCAUGGUCAUCGGUGCUGGAUAUAUCGGUUUAGAAUGCGGAGGCUUUCUACAAAGCUUAGGCUACGACGCGACAGUAAUGGUGAGAUCGGUAGCCCUGCGAGGAUUCGAUCAACAAAUGGCUAACUUGGUAGUCGACGAGAUGAAAGAGAAAAAUAUUAAAUUCCUAUUCAAAUGCAUUCCGGUAUCGGUGACGAAAUUACCCAGUGGUAAAUUACUGGUGCGAUGGAGGCAUUUAGAUUUGGAAGAAAACGACGUCGAAGCUUUCAAAGAAGAAGAAUACGAUACUGUGUUAAUAGCUACCGGAAGACAAGCGCUGACUGCUGAAUUGGGCUUGAAAGAAGCCGGAGUGCAUUUUAAUCCGCGAAAUCAUAAGAUAUUCUCCGAAAACGAGCAAACCAACGUUCCGAAUAUCUACGCUGUCGGUGAUGUUUUGGAGGGUAAACCGGAACUCACUCCUGUAGCCAUCCAGGCUGGAAAAUUAUUAGCGGCUAGAUUGUAUAACAAUGAAAAAACCAUGAUGGAUUACGAUAACGUAGCUACUACAGUAUUCACACCUUUAGAAUAUGGUUGUGUCGGUCUCAGUGAAGAAACCGCCAUCAAACGCUUCGGCGAAGAGAAUAUUGAAGUUUAUCAUACGUAUUACAAGCCAACGGAAUUUUUCGUGCCUCAGAAACCAGUGACUAAUUGUUACAUGAAAGUUAUUUGUAUGCGGGAAUUACCACGUAUCAUUCUUGGUAUGCAUUUUGUUGGGCCCAGUGCCGGAGAAGUAAUUCAAGGAUAUGCGGCUGCCAUCAAGGCCGGUAUCACGUACGAUAAAUUAGAAAGCACCGUCGGUAUACAUCCUACCGUCUCGGAAGAAUUUACCAGGCUCUCGAUCACCAAGAGAUCAGGACUGGAUCCCCAUCCGAAGGCGUGCUGCAGUUAAUACCCCAGUGAACUGGUUCCAGCCGGGGUUUCUGUCUUUAUUCGAUACACUCAUCAAUACGUAAUGGCGAGAGCAGUAACCAAUCCACAUAUACGCACACCACGAACAACUUUUUACUAUACAUGUGUUGUUACGAACCGUGAUGAUUAUAUUUUAUACGGUAUUAAUUUUUAAAUAAAUGAAUUUAUGAAAGAAUA
This is a messenger RNA of Planococcus citri (citrus mealybug), 1849 nucleotides long. RefSeq names its product Thioredoxin reductase 1 (gene Trxr1). The coding region runs from base 18 to 1652 and encodes 544 amino acids. Gene Ontology annotation, molecular function: thioredoxin-disulfide reductase (NADPH) activity; glutathione-disulfide reductase (NADPH) activity; flavin adenine dinucleotide binding. Lineage: Eukaryota; Metazoa; Arthropoda; Insecta; Hemiptera; Pseudococcidae. The transcript has 9 exons. Gene Ontology annotation, cellular component: cytosol; mitochondrion. Gene Ontology annotation, biological process: glutathione metabolic process; cellular response to oxidative stress; cell redox homeostasis. The record is from RefSeq and is a predicted model, not a curated record.